Messenger RNA from Culex quinquefasciatus (southern house mosquito), 1818 nucleotides. RefSeq lists its product as uncharacterized. Bases 1 to 1818 code for a protein of 605 amino acids. Lineage: Eukaryota; Metazoa; Arthropoda; Insecta; Diptera; Culicidae. The record is from RefSeq and is a predicted model, not a curated record. Gene Ontology annotation, molecular function: protein binding. The transcript has 2 exons.
AUGUCGCGAAGAAAAGGGAAUGCCGCAGUAGAAUGUCGGCUUCAAAUUUCACCACCAAUUAGUUUGGGCCAAGCCAUCGAACCGUCCUCCACACAAAAUUCGACGCCAGUUUCGUUUUCACCCUCGCCGAGUCUCGUCGUCAUGUUUCCACCGCAAGUUUGGACGGAGAUUUUCCAGCACUUGGACGUGCCCGCGCUGAAGCAGGUUCGCCUGACCUGCUCCUACCUGCAAGCCGCCGUGGACGAGAAUUCCCGUUUUAUGGACCAAGUCCGGCUCAAGCUGCCCGAGGCGACCACGAUGGAUCGGUUCUUCGGUGUGGACGUCCCGGCACGGUCCGUCCUGCUGCGUUCGUCCCGGAUUGAGGCCGUUGAGUUGUGGUGGCCUCGGGUGGGUCGUUGGAUGUAUGAUCUUCAGUUGGAGCGGUGCCGGAUGAGCGUUACGACGCUGGUGGGGAUGCUGCGAGCGACGCCGCAACUGAGACGGUUGACGCUGAAGUUGGUGGAGAUUUCUGCUGGGGUUGUUGGCGAGGGCUGCCGGCUGGAAAAGUUGGAAGAGCUGGUUAUCGAUUGUCCGGACGAGAAGGGUGUGACGCUGGACUUGUUGCCACUUUUCGGAUCGGGUUGUCCGGGGUUGAAGAGCUUUACGUAUCUGCACCCUAAACAUCCUGAAGUAGAUCAGUUGAAGGUGGUUACCUUUUUGGAGCAGGUUCAGGGUACGAUUGAAGAAGUGAAACUCUUCUACAGUGAGUUUUUAAUGGAUGCCAUUGCGGAGAUGGAUCGGAUGGAUAACCUGAAGUGUGUAACCUUCAUCGGCAACAACCCAUUUUACGAACCAGCUAAUGAUCGAACGGUGCUCAAAUUCUGCCGGAAAUAUCCUAACCUGAAAGAGUUCAGCAUGGUAAGGGCGUCCAUUAAGCACGCGACGGCGUGCUUGGUCAUCAUAAUGUUGCGAUUACUUCAACGGGCUACGAUUACUCUGAGCAACGAACUCGAUCCCUUUGAACCGCUGGAAUGCAUCAACUAUUCCCUGGAAUCUCUGUCCAUCUACGCAGCGCACAGACAACGGGCCACGAACCUCUCCCAAUACUACUGUCCUAACCUGCGAGAACUUACUCUCUGCGGGAUGGACAUGGCGAUCGGCAAACUCGCUCCCCUUUUGCACUACUCCCAACGGAUCCACACGUUGACCCUGCAACGAUGCAGAAUCCGAGAGAACUACGGAGUUUACUGCAUCCUCGGAUAUCUACCUUCUCUGCGAAACCUAACAGUCGGCAGUACCCACCUCACAACCUGGAACCACACCAACAAAACCUUCGCACACUCGCUGCAAACCCUCAAUCUAAACCAUCUGACCACGACCCGCGACCAACUCCUCACCAUAGCGGAAGUGUUCCCCCAGCUGAAGCACCUCCACCUGCAAAACCUCCCCGCGGACGACGCCGUCAUUCGUUACCUCUGCCAGAAGCUACCCCACCUCCAAACCCUCGCCAUCACCAACUGCCCAAUCAGUGACGCCACAACCAACUUCAUUGGCCAGCACGGUCGCACCCUGGACCGUCUGGAACUCAUCGACAACGGAGGGUUGUCCAAAGGCGCCGUCAAUCGGCUGAAACGUCGUGGCGAUUGUCCGGAAGUCGUCUUCAAACCGCCCCUGACGUCGGCUGUGCUGGUGAAGAGCUUGCUGGCGGUGGUGGCUCACCGGGUGGCGUGCUCACCGCUGACGGUGGUCAACUGUUUGCUGCCGAAGGUUGGCGUGAAACCGUGGAGGCCGGACUUUUUGCGCGUCGAGUUGGGGGAGGAGUUUGCUUUUAAACAUUAA